This is a messenger RNA of Hyaena hyaena (striped hyena), 4412 nucleotides long. RefSeq names its product zinc finger protein 687 (gene ZNF687). The coding region runs from base 104 to 3817 and encodes 1237 amino acids. The record is from RefSeq and is a predicted model, not a curated record. The transcript has 9 exons. NCBI's taxonomy places the organism in Eukaryota, Metazoa, Chordata, Mammalia, Carnivora, Hyaenidae.
GCGGCGGCGGCGGCGGCGGCGGCGGCGGUGGCGGCGGGAGCAGGGGAGAGACCGCUGGGUCUCGGCCCGCACUUGGAGCGGAAUAAGUCUGGGACCUGCUGCCAUGGGGGACAUGAAGACGCCUGAUUUCGACGACCUCCUUGCUGCCUUUGACAUCCCCGACAUCGAUGCAAACGAAGCCAUCCACUCUGGGCCAGAGGAAAAUGAGGGGCCUGGAGGCUCAGGGAAGCCGGAACCCAGUGUAGGAGGUGACUCUGGAGAGGUGGUGGCGGCAUCAGCCGGGGAUGGCCCUGAAGUCCCAGCCCAGGCCUCUGACGAUGACCUGCCACCGCCAGACAUCUCAGCGGUCAGUGUCAUUGUCAAGAACACUGUGUGUCCUGAGCAGCCCGAGUCCCCAGCUGGAAGUUCUUCAGGAGGGGAGGGGGCCCGGGCUGGGGGAAUGACUAAGGAAGGGUCUGUGGGGCCUCGUCUGAUGCAAAAUGGUUUUGGGGGCCCUGAGUCAUCCCUUCCAGGUACACCCCACUCUCCAGCUCCUCCCAGUGGGGGUACCUGGAAAGAAAAAGCCAUGGAAGGCAAAGCGCCUUUGGACCUUUUUGCUCAUUUUGGGCCUGAGCCAGGGGAGCACCCUGACCCCCUCCCUUCCUCGGCACCCUCCCCACCUCAGGAAGGGGCCCUGAGCCCGCCUCCUUUCUCCUCGCCCUUUGAGCUGUCCCAGGAGAAUGGCCCCGCCUUGCUGUCACCUGGUUCUCCUCCACCACUGGGGGCCUUGAAGCGAGGCGGCCGCAGCCCCCUUCAUCCUCAGGGCCUGGCCAGGCUGGGCUCUGGCUCUAGCCCCGAGGCCACGGACAUUCCUGCCGGUGCCCCACCUGCUCAGGGUGCUGGGGCACCCUUGGUCGAGCAGUCUCCGGGGCCCCAGAGCCCUCCUGCCUCCCCCAGAGUUCUGCGCUGCGAGCCCCUGAAGGAAGAAGAGGAGGAGGGGCCGGUGGCCAAGUCUUCCCCCGGAAGCCCCCAGAGCCCCUCCAGUGGGGCUGAGGCCGCAGACGAGGACAGCAACGACUCUCCUGCCUCUGCCAGCUCCUCAAGGCCUCUCAAGGUGCGGAUCAAGACUAUUAAAACGUCCUGUGGGAGCAUUACAAGGACUGUAACCCGGGUCCCAUCAGACCCCGACCCCCCCACCCCCUUGGCCGAGGGGACCCUCCUGGCUGAGGCUGGCCUCCUGAAACUGUGCCCUGCACCCUCGACCCCCGAGGGGCCGAAGGUAGUGAGCGUCCAGCUGGGCGACGGCACAAGGCUGAAAGGCACCGUGCUGCCCGUGGCUACCAUCCAGAACGCAAGCACUGCCAUGCUGAUGGCGGCCAGCGUGGCCCGCAAAGCCGUGGUGCUGCCCGGGGCUGCGGCCACCAGCCCUAAGGCCAUGGCUAAGAACGUGCUAGGUCUGGUGCCCCAAACCCUGCCCAAGGCCGAGGGGCGGGCAGGCCUGGGGACCGGGGGCCAGAAGGUGAACGGUGCCUCGGUGGUGAUGGUGCAGCCCUCUAAGCCGGCCACCGGGCCUGGGGCCGGGGGCGGCACGGUGAUCUCACGGACUCAGUCCAGCCUGGUAGAGGCCUUCAACAAGGUCCUCAACAGCAAGAACCUGCUGCCUGCCUACCGGCCCAACCUGAGCCCGCCGGCUGAGGCCGGGCUGGCCCUGCCCCCGACGGGCUACCGCUGCCUGGAGUGUGGGGACGCCUUCUCGCUGGAGAAGAGCCUUGCGCGGCACUACGACCGCCGGAGCAUGCGCAUCGAGGUCACCUGCAACCACUGUGCCCGCCGCCUGGUCUUCUUCAACAAGUGCAGCCUGCUGCUACAUGCCCGGGAGCACAAGGACAAAGGACUCGUCAUGCAGUGCUCGCACCUGGUCAUGAGGCCCGUGGCCCUGGACCAGAUGGUGGGGCAGCCGGACAUCACGCCCCUAUUGGCCGUCCCGCCUGCCCUCGGACCCCCGGCCUUGCCCGCCUUGGCCAAGGCCGACGGGGCCAUCGCCGUAGCCAUUACCACUGUGGCGGCCGAGGCCCCCGUGCUGCCACUGUCUUCCGAGCCCCCUGCCGCCCCUGCCACCUCGGCCUACACGUGCUUUCGCUGCCUGGAGUGUAAGGAGCAGUGCCGCGACAAGGCUGGCAUGGCCGCCCACUUCCAGCAGCUCGGGCCCCCCGGCCCCGGGGCCAACAGCACAGUGUGCCCAAGCUGCCCCAUGAUGCUCCCCAACCGCUGCAGCUUCAGCGCACACCAGCGCAUGCACAAGAACCGGCCGCCCCACGUGUGCCCCGAGUGUGGGGGCAACUUCCUGCAGGCCAACUUCCAGGCCCACCUCCGAGAUGCCUGUUUGCACUUGUCCCGCCGCGUGGGAUACAGGUGCCCCAGCUGUGCAGUGGUGUUUGGGGGUGUGAACUCCAUCAAGUCCCACAUCCAGACGUCGCACUGCGAGGUUUUCCACAAGUGCCCCAUCUGCCCCAUGGCCUUCAAGUCUGCACCCAGCGCCCACGCCCACCUGUACACCCAGCACCCCAGCUUCCACUCGCAGCAGGCCAAGAUGAUCUACAAGUGCGCCAUGUGUGACACGGUCUUCACUCACAAACCCCUCCUCUCCUCACACUUCGACCAGCACCUGCUGCCUCAACGCGUCAGCGUCUUUAAGUGCCCGUCUUGUCCUCUGCUUUUUGCCCAGAAAAGGACCAUGCUGGAUCAUCUCAAGAACAGCCACCAGUCCGGGCGCCCCGGGGAGGACACUGCUGGGAAGGGGGCCGUGGGCGCCCCGACUGCCCCCAAGGCUGAGCCCGACGAGCUGGCUGUGUCUCGGGGAGGAGCAGCUGCGCCUACUGAGGAAUCAUCUUCGUCCUCAGAAGAGGAAGAACUGCCCAGCUCCCCGUCGCCCCCUCGCCCCACCAAACGGCCCCGGCGGGAACUGGGGAGCAAAGGUGUCAAGGGUGGGGGUGCGGGCCCUGGGGGCUGGACUUGCGGCCUCUGUCACUCCUGGUUCCCUGAGCGAGAUGAGUACGUGGCUCACAUGAAGAAGGAGCACGGCAAGUCAGUGAAAAAGUUCCCCUGUCGCCUGUGCGAGCGCUCCUUCUGUUCCGCCCCCAGCCUGAGGCGCCACGUCAGGGUCAAUCACGAGGGCAUCAAGCGAGUUUACCCAUGCAGGUAUUGCACAGAGGGAAAACGCACCUUCAGUAGCCGCCUGAUCCUGGAGAAACACGUCCAGGUCCGUCACGGCUUGCCGCUCGGGGCCCAGUCCCCUGGCCGAGGGAGCACCCUGGCGCGGGGCCCCGGUGCCAGAGCGCAGGGGCCAGGACGGAAGCACCGCCCGUCCUCUGACUCUUGUAGUGAGGAGCCUGACAGCACGACGCCUCCAGCCAAGUCCCCCAGGGGCGGGCCCAGCCCAGGAGGCCAUGGCCCCCUGCGCUACCGAAGCAGUGGCUCAGUGGAGCAGAGCCUCCUGGUGGGGCUGAGGGUGGACGGUGGUGCCCAGCAGUGCCUCGACUGUGGCUUGUGCUUUGCCUCCCCGGGCUCCCUGAGCCGGCACCGCUUCAUCAGCCACAAGAAGAAGCGGGCCGCGGGCAGCGCCAGUGCCCUGGGCCUGGGCGACGGGGACGAAGAGGCCCCCCCCGCCCUGAGGUCUGAUCCAGAGGGUGGAGAGUCCCCCUUGCCCGUGUCCGGAGGCCCACUGACCUGUAAGGUCUGUGGCAAGAGUUGCGACAGCCCCCUCAACCUCAAGACCCAUUUCCGCACGCACGGCAUGGCGUUCAUCAGGGCUCGGCAAGGGGGCAGCGGGGACAACUAGGCCGGGCUGGGCUGACCGGCCCUCUCCCCUCCCUUUUUGCCGGGAGCCCGGGCCGCAGCCGCUGUCUGGUCCCUGGGUGAGGCAUUUCAUUCUGAUUCACAUUUUGUUCGGCUCCUCACCCCCAGCCCUGCCCGCCCCCCCAACACAACAGGCUUUUGAGGAUUAUAGUGAUUUGCAGUCCCCUUGGGCUUGGCCCUUGGGUCCUAGUAGAGCGGGCCCUCCGUUCCUCCUGUCUGAGCCCAACACUAAUUAUCCUCCUGCUGCGGACCUUUCGCGGGAGGAGGACUAUCCUAGGCCACUGGGGCCCUCAGGAUGCUUCUCUACCCUCAAGGGCCUGGCCCUGCCCCUGCCCCACCCCGCAGAUUCCCUGCCACUUGAGCCCCUCAUCCCUGCAGUGCCUUUCACUUUUUUUUUUUUUAAACCCAGAAAUCCAGCGGGGGUUGAUGGGGACGAGUCCUGUUGGAGGGGGGGCCCAAGGGAGAGGAGCGGACAGGCUCUCAGGAAUCCUUUAUUCUUGUAGUAAUAAUAAUACUAACAGCGGGGAAACGGGAGGGAGAAAACCAGACCAUUAAAACUGCUCGUGGUUUAAUCCCCA